Molecule: messenger RNA, 449 nt
Organism: Penicilliopsis zonata CBS 506.65
Lineage: Eukaryota; Fungi; Ascomycota; Eurotiomycetes; Eurotiales; Aspergillaceae
Exons: 2
Coding region: 110-346 (78 amino acids)
Source: RefSeq, a predicted model, not a curated record
UUUUUUGACUACCUUUGCUUGCACAUGUUUGAUUCUUGUAUCAGCGUCCGUACACGUCUUGUUCUACUGUUCUUGAAUAUGUCUUCAACCUCUUCUUCUUCUCUUCUUCAUGCUCCUUCCUCUGUUUUGUACCGGGCGGCCCUGUGAUUUCGAUUCCCUCUUGCUCCUUGAAAAAAAAAGAAAGGGUGUCUAUUUAUUGCAACUUAGAUGGGAACCAAAAAACGUGUUACGAGCCGGCGGGCAGCGGUUGCAUUCUUCCAACAACUACUGCUCUUCAACAUUUUUUUUUUUCUUUUCUUGUGGAUUUGUUCUUUUCCCUUCUUCUUCUCCAAUGUUUUGUUUGUGAUACCAGGAAAUCUAGGUUAAUGGAGGGCAAACAGGAAACAACAAAAAGGGGGGAAAAAUCACUGGACUGGACUGGCCUGCUGCCUCGGAUGGGAAAUCGGAUG